Messenger RNA from Microplitis mediator, 11280 nucleotides. RefSeq lists its product as uncharacterized. The record is from RefSeq and is a predicted model, not a curated record. Bases 1 to 4050 code for a protein of 1349 amino acids. NCBI's taxonomy places the organism in Eukaryota, Metazoa, Arthropoda, Insecta, Hymenoptera, Braconidae. The transcript is spliced from 8 exons. Gene Ontology annotation, molecular function: phosphotyrosine residue binding.
AUGGAGCGGGUGUGGAAACGUGUACAGAGUGCGGGACGUCGUGGUACAGCCGGACGUUGUGGCUGUUCUAUACAACCAUGCCAAUUGCACGUGGAUUCGCGAUCUAAACGCGGUGAUAACACCCGUGGGAAAACUCAUGGCCCUCAAACAAUUGUUUGUUCUUGUCAAGUGCAACCCUGUCCUGUUCAUCCUGUGCUGAUUAGGGUACGACGCACGCGGCCUCGGAACAGCUGCGACUGCCCGCUGGAGUCGCAGCCGUGUCCCCACGUAAAUCGACCUUCCUCGCGUAGAGUUAGAAGAUGUGAUUGCCCUGAACGCCCGUGUCGUCACAGUUCAGCCUCAGGAGUAUCACGUCGUCGUCCCCAAGGUUCCUUUUCAUUUCCAUCAGCUCCUAUGCCUCCGCGAAUUAAAAAUUCCUCAAAUAUUGAUGUAUCCUGCAAAUGUCCUGAGGGAUCUAAUUGCCAGCAUUCAGUAGAAAAAACAGGAUGUGAGUGCGAUGCAACACCGUGUGCUCAUACCAUUAAAUCACGGCGGUCGCGACGCACAUGCGAGUGUACAAGUCAACCGUGUAGUCAUUCAAAGUCUGCGGAAGGACGUAUUAAGCGUGUCAAGUGUCGAGUGAGACGAGCUGGGUAUGCUGUCGCUAGACGUACCGCUGAAUUUGCUAUGCUUGGAUUACCCUGGGAACUGGCAACAGAGUGUGCACCCUGUGGGUCGGGUGUUUUUACUAGAAGACUGUGCCGUCGUCAGCAGAGUGAUAAUGAAUUGUACCGGAGUAACAGCUUCAAGUUUGAGAGAUUCGAGAGAACUAAAGAAGAAUGUCUAACUCCAGUUAGAAAACAGAUAUCGCUUUGCGACGACUAUAGUCUUCCGGUUGAUUUUGUAAAUAAGCAACGACCUGGAAGUGGUACGGGAAUAACAUCAACUGUCCAAUGGGCCUUACCAAGUCCCAGUAUUGAAAACGCGGAAAUAGAAGUAAUUGAACAGUACAGUGAUCCACGGGACAGCAAAAGUCGGGCUUACGUCGAACCAGGGGCUGAAACAUCCCUAGCAGUUACAUACAGCAAAAUAAAUCGCGACUACUGUCGACCCUACACAGAUCAUUCAGUAUCAGAUUCUUCUGUUAAUGAAAAUCUUACCGGUCGAUCAUCUCACCGACGCAAAUCUAAAAGUCACUCAAGAGCAUCAACAGUAGGGAAAAAUUCUUGCUUGAGUAGUGAAAAAUGUAAUAGUACUAACGAAGGUGUCACCGUAGAUUGUGUUGCUUUAGUCCAUGUGCCCGAUCAAUCUCCAACGGAAGCUAAUCAACCAGUCCGUCAUCCUUCACCUUAUUAUUACGGUGAUCUUUUCAAAUUGCCCGAACAACAAUCCAAAUCACAAUUGAAUAAAUAUCGCAAAAGUAUAAGUCUUGAUGUACCCGGGGAAAGAUCAAGAACACCAGCAUUGCCUAAAAGAAAUUCUGUAGCUGGCGACGGAGGGUCAACUUAUCUUACACCAAACUUUCAACAAAAUUUAACUCAAGACUUACAAAGUUCUGCAGAAAGUGAGCAUGCAACUCAAUCUAAAAGUAACGAGAUACUCUCAUCGUGCAUUAUUACGGAGUGGGAUCACACUUUGAUGCCUCCACAUCGUCUCUUAAGUCAUGAUUUACCGACGACAGUGUGUCUGUGUGUUGGCUCACCCGACGAGGAUGAGUUAGAGGGACCGGUAAAAAUUGCGCGUCAUCAAGUGCGCAAAUUACGACGUACUCGUAGAAUAGAAUCACAGCAACCGGUACUUGUUGAAAACGAUUUCGACGGUGAAAUUGAAAAACCUGGCGACGAAGCAGACAGUGAAGAAGAAGCUGCUGAUGUUGAGGAAAUUGAAGACGAAGAGAUGGCUAGACAACGGCAUUUAUAUGAAACAGCUUUCGAUUGCAAGGUCAAUCGAUCCGAUGAUGAUCUGGAUGACGUUGACAGAGUCACCAAUCAUCCGGUAUUGCAUUCCCAGAUAAGGACUAAUUUAAGUGGCUCUCAAUCGAGAGCAUGUUCUUCCACAGAUGCAUCCAAACAUCAACUGCAAAAUGUCCAUUAUGUCACAGCGUCACAACAACCUGCUUCCAAAGACAACCGACGCAAAGUUGUACUCCUUCGACCUAAACCAAUACCGCAUAGACUAAAUAAUCAACAAGACAAUAUGACAAGUUUGUCUCAAGACAUCGAAUCCCUCCAAAUAAAUUCAGGUGACGAAAAAACGUCUUCACCAAGACAUCCUGCCCGAGAAUAUACGCCAUCGCCUCCAUCCACUGCACCGCUACCUGUUAAGUUUCGUGGUAAUAAAGACCACCUAUUGCUAAAUAUUCGCAGUGCUCCAAAUUUACCCUCGCAGCCUGACCACCCGAGAUUGAAAGAUAUAAGACUGCCGGUUAAAUCAUUAAGAGCCAAAGAGUCUCCGAAGAGCAAUGAAGGCUGUAUUUUAGAGAUAAAGAGUCGACCUAAGAGUCUAAUUCAAGAAAACAACGAGUCAAAUAUUUGUAGGACAGAUAAAGAAGUUAUUUUAGAAUUUAAGGGCAGGCCAAAAGAAGACAGACAACGACCGAGAAGUUUGAUCCGAGAAAGUAGACCUAUUAUGGAGUUUAAAGGUAGGCCGCAUGAAGCGGAAGGUGAUCUUCCUCGUCCUAAAAGAGAACUAGGGCUUAUUGAAUUCAAAUUACGUCAGACUAGGCGCAGAAUUGGGUACUCUAGCACUGAAAGUAUGGCUACUAGCAGCAGCGGAGGUAGUAUGGAGUCGUUAAGAAGUAGUACUAGUGAAGGCAAUAGAUCAACCAGUAGCUCAGAAAGUAGACACAGUACCAGUUUGAGUUCUCACAGUUCAGACAGCGGCAGCACAAACUGUUUCCAUCAUCACCAUCAUAACCACCAGCAACCUGUAUCAGGUUUUCUGACGUAUCAUGCACCUAAGCUUCAUAUUCUUUCACCUAUCUCAGAUAAAUCAUCUCAAGAACCAGUAUCCGAAACAUCAGACAACAAUCGUAACAAUAAUUCACAAAAAGCUUCUCCUGAAGAAGCCACUACUGAAAAAGUUUCGAUAAAUACCAACACAAAUACUAACACCAACACAUCAAAUGUCGUAUCUCCAACGGAUACGUCAUUCAAAAAACGACGCACUCCGCAAAAUAAAAAUUUAAUAAAUUUAGCAAUGCAAUCAUCGUCUUCCGGCGAUGCUGAGAUUCAAGGAUCGGAUAGUGGAAUUUCGAUAGAAUCUCGUGCUGGGAUAAAAUGUAAACCAUUUGGAUUUCAUGUGAUAAAAUCCCAAAUGGACAACAUUAAUUUGGUCGAUAACGAACCAGAUUUAUCAGAUUUACCAUUCGACAUGCCAAAACUUCGUAGAAGACGGCUUCUUAUGCAGCAGGAUGCAACAACAUCCGGUAGUGCGACUAGUGUUGAUCUACGAGAUCUUCCCUUUGAUAUGCCAAAACUUAGAAGAAGACUGAGAUGUACACAAAGUACUGAAUCCAGUGGGUCUCAAGCUUCUUCUAGUCUCUCCGUAAGGGAUGUUGAUUCACUUACUGUAAUAGGCGGCAGUGUGGCGCGUCCAAAGAUGACGCUUAACUUGGAUGCGAAUGGUGGCAAUGGAGGAAAUGGAGCUCUACAACUAUUGAAAAAACCCGGUGGAUUGAGCCUUGGACUGCCCCUUGAAUUAACAACCAGCCGAGCAUCCGCUGACCUCGUGGACGUGGAAUUACCACUUGAAAGACAAGGGUGGUAUCAUGGAUCAAUAACGAGAAUAGAGGCUGAGGCUGUUCUUCGACUUCUUAGGGAAGGAAGUUACCUAGUGAGGAACAGCGAAUCUACAAAGCAAGAUUACUCGUUGUCUUUGAAAAGUGCCCGUGGGUUUAUGCACAUGCGAAUACAGAAGAAUGACGAAUUAAAUGGUUACAUUUUGGGACAAUUUAGCAAACCAUUUGACAGCAUACCUGAAAUGGUGCGCCACUUUAGCGUCAAUCGUCUUCCCAUACGCGGCGCUGAGCACAUGUGUCUUUUGCAUCCAGUUAUAGCCCAACUUUUGUAGCGCUUCUAUCGAAGCGCCCUGUAAGGCGCUAUAUUUUUUCACUGACAAGGCGACAGAUUUAAUGACCCCGAGUUAUAAAUUCGCAAGGGAUUCUUUAUCGAUACUUUUCGACAUUAAAUAAUAUCCAAAAUUGAGUCAGAAAGUCAGCCCUUAAACUUUCCGCUGUCUACGAAAUUAGAAUCGUUAUUUAAAUCGGAUUUCAAUCAGACCAAUCAGAGCGCUCAUGAGAAUCAUGCUCCAAUCGGAGUCAAUUGGAGUUGCAAUCAGAGCGUGCUGGUAAAAAAGCCGGCUAAAAAUUUUAUAUUGAACUGCAAUAAUAUGAGUCUUAAAUUAAAUUAUUUUAAUAUUCCAACAGUUACUUGUUUUCAAAAUUUAAUUAGCGAUAUUUAAUUAAAAAUUUUCCGUGGACUCGCGUUAAAAUUAUCGUUUUUUUUUUAAUGCAGAUUAAGGUAAAAGCCCCUAUACCCGCGCACUUUUCAUUGGAGUGAGAUUAAAUCACUCAAUAUAAAUUAAUAAAUAAAAUGAAAAACCAUAUUUUAUUUUAUAGUUAUUUUUUGAAGUUUCGAGUAUUAGAAUAAAAUUUAAGUUUGAAGAAUAAUGCUGAUAAUUAAUUAUUAUUAAUUUUGUAAAUAAGGUCCUAGAGUGUACCCAUAGUCGCUCACUAAAAGUUGUGAUGUACCAUUACUCGACCAACACAUGGCCCUAUAGUCGCUCAAAGACAAUAUCAAUUAAACUAUAAUAAGUUUAUUGAUUUGGACAAAUAAUUUAUAAAUUAUACUCCUUUAUUCUUUCAUAAUAUAAAAUUUCAUGAAUUUUUAAAAUAUAUUUAAUAAAAUAUAGUUAUAAAAAUUCUUAAAAAAUUUGACGUAACCUUAAUUUAAUCUAACGAAUGAACGUGAAAGUAAAAAAUGCCCGGCUUUGCACGAUUUUGAAAACAGUCAUUUAAUUUAAAUUUAUAAUCUGUUAUAAAAUAAUUUGACACAUUAUAUUUUAAUAUAUUUAGAUUCACAAAUAAUGCUAAAUUUUUUUUUUGUUGCAAUCUUAACUGUAUAACUUCCGUUUUCUACAGUUUUUAUUAUUUACAUAUUUUACAUUACAUAGUCUUUAGGUUACGUUGCAAGCAAUUUAAAGUCCCUAUUUUUUGCAAUCACGAAGUGUUUUUAGUGGGCAUGAUUGCAGACAGGUGGCAGUCUGGCGGCGAUAUGGAACAAAUGCCACAGGUCAAUGCAUUAUAUCAACUUGUGAAAAAUAAUUCAUUUGCUCCCUGUGGGAUUCGAACCUGAGCCUGGCCAGUUCUUGAGUUCGAAGACAAGAGUGUUAUCCACUCGACCACAAGUACUGGUUGAUUCACAAAUAAUUAUUUAUCAAUAAUAAUAUUUUUAGUUGUAAUUUUUUUUUAAUAAAAAUUAUAAAAAAAGCAUUAAACAGUUAAAGUGAGCGACUAAUUGUACUGAGCGGGUUAGGGGCUUUUACCUUAAUUACAAUUAUUUUUUUUUUUACACUAAAAAUUGACAGUGGGAAGUUUAGAAAAAAAAAAAUUUGAUAUGAUGGCAAGUAAUGAAAUUUUUGGUCGUUAAUUUUCUCUAGUUUGUUUUAAUUUAUAUUCGAUUUAGUAUCCUGAGCAUUAUAAUGACUUGUUUAUUGAGUGAAAGGGAAUCGCCUGUGAGAGGACAAUAAUUUGAGCCAUUGGGAUACUACGUUGUCAGAGAACCAUGAUAAAUUUUAUGACAGUACAAAGAAAAAUAAAAUAAAAUUGCGCAAGCAAUAUAAACUUAUAAAAAAUCAUAAUUGUCACAAUUUCAAAUCAUCAAAAUUAAAAAAAAAGGUGGUAGGAGAGUUAAUGUUUGAUCGCUUUUUUAAAGUCAAAUUCAACGUAGAUUUCCACUCUUAUAUUUCGAAUUAAAUGUAAUUUUUUAAUUCUUAUUUAUAUAAAAAAAAAAAGUUGUUAAAUGCAACAGUAUAUAAAAUAUAAAUUAUUCAGGGAAAUUUUGAAUUUUUGGUAUAAUUGUUAUUUUUAUGUGAAUAAAAUAAGGCACUCGUACGUCCAAAUACAAUCUAGCUGUCUUCCCCAAUAAAUAGCGCAAACUACCUCCGCUAAACUCGAUAUCAGAUUAAAAAAUGAUUUUUUAAAAUUUUGACUUUAAAAAAUAACGAAAAAUUUAUCUGCUGAAUAAAACAAACCAUUAAAUUGAGUGGUUAACAAAUGGAAGAGAAAAAAUAAAUAUUUAUAUGAAAUAUCAUAAUAUUUAUGCAAGCACGAAAUAGAAAAAUUAACUCAAGUAUGUAUAAUAUUCAUGGUUUGAAAUGUCAUCCACACCCACUUCAUGAUAACUCUUUGUAAUAAAAAAAAAAAAAAAAAAAAAUGAGUAACGAGAAACUCGUAUAAAAAUAAGUUUAUACUUAUUUAUAUUCAUGAACAUAAGAUAUAUAUGUAUACCUAUACACGAAUUAUAUUAAUGUUAUUAUUUACUGACAAUUUGAUCCAUAUUAUUUUUAAACAGAUUUGAAUGUCAAUCGAGAUAAUUUAUUAGCACCCGUACAAAAAUUAAAAAAUAGAGACAAUCUGAAAUUUAUAGCAGAUUUUUUAAAACGUAUGGUCAAUAGGCAAAGAAUUUAAAUGAACUGGAAAUUAAUCUACUAUUAAAACUUUUUUAAAAUUUUUAGAAACUCGUUGCAAAAGAAAGAUAAAUCAUGUACAGACAUAUGAUCCGUAUAUGGAGAAUAAGUGAAAAUUGGCCAUCUAUGAAGCAUAUAUGAUUCAUAAAUACUUCAUAUAUGUUUCAUAUAUGGGAAUAUAUGAUGCAUAUAUGUGAAUAUAUCUGAAGCCUAUAUGCAGCAUAAAUAUAACAUAUGUAGAACCUAUGGAUCAUGUAUAGAAGUAUAUGAAGCAUAUAUACUUCAUAUAUGGAUACAUAUGAUGCAUAUAAGAGAAUAUAUGAUGCAUAGAUGGGAAUAUAUGAAACCUAUAUAGAUCAUUUAUGGAAAUAUAUGAGAAUAUAUGGAGCAUAUAUGGGCAUAUAUGAUAAUAUAUGGAUACGUAUAUGCAUAUAAGAGAAUAUAUGAUGCAUAAAUGGGAAUACAUGAAGCCUAUAUAGAUCAUUUAUGGAAAUAUAUGAGAAUAUAUGGAGCAUAUAUGGGCAUAUAUGAUACAUAUAUGGAUACGUAUAUGCAUAUAAGAGAAUAUAUGAUGCAUAAAUGGGAAUAUAUGAAACCUAUAUAGAUCAUUUAUGGAAAUAUAUGAGAAUAUAUGGAGCAUAUAUGGGCAUAUAUGAUACAUAUAUGGAUACGUAUAUGCAUAUAAGAGAAUAUAUGAUGCAUAAAUGGGAAUACAUGAAGCCUAUAUGGAUCAUAUAUGGAUAUAUAUGAGUAUAUAGAGCAUAUAUGGGCAUAUAUGAUGCAUACAUAGGAAUAUAUAUGAAGCUUCCAUGCAGCAUAAAUUUAGCAUACAUGUAGAACCUAUGAAUCAUAUAUUGAAGUAUAUGAAGCAUAUAUGGAUCAUAUACAUGAGUAUAUGAAGCACAUAUGUGAAUACAUAAAUCCUAUACUCAGCAUAAUUGGCGCAUAUAUGUAGCAUCUAUGGAUUAUAUACAGAAAUAUAUCGAGCAUAUAUGGAUAUACAAAGCAUAUAUGCCUAUAUGUGGAUAAUUUUCAUAUAUGACCAUAUAUGACUCAUUUUUAACGGAAAUAAUUAAUUUAAUUCUGUUAAAAAUGAAAUCGUGCCCUAAAGAUCAAUAUUAUAUCGAGUACGAAUCAUCAGUAAUUGUAUAAAAAAUUUUACAAGGUUUUAAUGAUAGAUUGAUUAUAGAAAAUCCAUUCAUUUAAAUUUUUUGCUCAUUACUCAUAUUUUUUAUUGAAAAUAGUAAAACUAUAAGAUUGUAAUCUCACAAGAUAUCGAUGUAUCUUUAAUUUUUUUGUUUUUGUAUGGGUAGUAAUAAUUAUAUAAUUAUAUUUACUACAUUAUUUAAAAUAGUAAAAUAAAAAAUAAAUUCGUAUUGAUUAUGCAGUUAAAUUUUCCAUGAAAAUUUAUCGUAAAAAAUAAUGCUUGCAGAUUAAAAAGUAAAUUGUUAUGUAAAAAAUCAUGCCAAACUAAAACUUCCAAAAAUAUAAGUCCUAAUUAAUGACAGCUUGAAUAACAUUCUAGUCACAUAAUUUAGUUAUAUGUCAUUAUAAAUAUAUGAUGGUUAUUUUUAAUUGUUUUUGUAAAUUUUCAUGAUAAAUUACUUUGUUGAUAAUCAUGAUGAUCCAUAAAUAGAGGAUCAUCCGUCCGACAUAAUAUUAUUUAAAUAUUAAUGUGUUAUACGAAUGUGGUGCAACUGAUACAUAUUUUUUCAUGUGAUAAUAAUUUAUUACAGAAUAUUAGCCUAGUUUUAAUCUGUGAUUUAUUAAUGCUCCAUUACACUGUGUAUUUAUUAUUAAAUAUAAUCACUUUAAUUGUCAUUAAUGUAAAUUUAAUUAUGUACUUCACUAUUAAUUACUUUAUAACACUUAUAUUUAGCUUUUAUCAAAAAUUGUAAUAACAAUUAUUAUUAUUAAAUUUAUUUAUAAAUAUUUGCCAUCAUAAUUUUUAUAUUAUUCUAUAAUAUAUAUAUGCAUAUAUAUUAGGGAUGUGCGAAUCGUGUUCGAAGCGAAUUGAAUAUAACUAUUAGAAUUUUUCCAAAUUAUCCUUCAAUUUUAUAAUCAUCUGAAAGUUUUUGAAUUCUUUGUAACUUUCAAAUUAAGGGCAUUCUCAGACAGUUCCCUCCACUUUUCAAAAAUAAUCACUGACAUUUAUUAAGUGUCAUACAGUAUUAAAAUUUUAUUAAUUAAUUUUAAAACAAUUAAAGCUUUAAUUGAAAAAAGAACAACGUAGAAGUAAUUUCAUCGAGGCACAAAAUUAAAAAAAAAUUACUUGCAGUUGAUGUCAAUUAGGAGUUAAACGAAAUUUGUUAAACAAAUUUAAGCCUAAAAAAUUUGAAAAUUCAAAUUAUAAAACUUACAUGAAGAUUUCACUGAAACUUAUAUUCCAAAUUUCGUUUUACUCCUAAUCGAUAUCCUGUAAAUAAUUUUUUUUAAAAAUCGGUGUCUUGGCAUAUUGUAACUGCUUUGGCCUUUUUUAAAUUAAUUAUCAAAAUUUUAAUGCGGUCAUUACAAUUGACAGUCAUUAAAUAUUUUUAAGAAACAGAGGGCACUGUCUGAGGAUGGCCUUAAUCGAUUCGAAAGAUAAAAUUAUCAGCUUUGAAAUAUUGAAUUUUUCAUUAAUGGAGGGCUUAGUUUUUAAAGUAACUAAAAGUAUUAUUUCGUAGAUUCGCGUCUAAGCUCAUUUACUUCUGCCAAAAAUUUGAAUUUUUUAAGAAUAUAUUAAAAUUUUAAGUCGUUAAAAAACACGAUUUUGAAAUUAUUCGUAAAUUUUCAAAUAAUUCGUGAAGUAACGAAUAAUUCGGAAAGUUUCUAAUUAUUUGAAAAUUGGUUCCACCAAGAAUAUCUCUCCGACAAAAUAUCUCCAGGACAAAAUCUGUUGAACACGAUCUCUAUAAACGAGAUCUUAUAAUAAUUUAUGUAAUUAUAAUAAUUUCUACACUUACAACUGGAAUCGUAUUCAGGUUUUUUUUUCACAUUUUAUGUGUAUAUCAUAAAUAAAUAGAAUGUGUUACUCAUACAUGUAUGAAAUCAUGGGAUAUUCUCAACCCAAAUUUGACAUUAUCGUCAAUUGCAAGAACUUGACGUAAACUUAUUGUGAAGUUAAUCAAAAUCACGUAAAAUUUUUGAAGUGAUAGUAUGGUCAUCAGGGAUUGACUGAUAAAAAUAAUUUUAGAAAUUUUAUCCUGAAGAGAUUUAUUCCAGAGAGAUAAAGUCGUGUUACUUGAAAAUUUAUGACUGAUUUGAAAAUUCACUACUAAUUUUUAAAGUUUUGAAUAAUUCAUAAAUUUACGAAUUAUUCAAAAGCUCACGAGCAAUUCAAAACAUUCCGAAUUAUUCGAUUCGAUUCCAUACGAAUAAUUUGUACGUAUGAAUUAUUCGCACACUCCUAAUAUACAUAUACAUAUAUAUAUAAUUUCAUUAAAAAGAUUAAACCAAUUAUUGUUGAGUGAAUGCACAAUUAAAUUACAUUAAAUUUAAUUAAUUAAAAUUAUUUUACUUUCCAAUAAAAAAAAAAAAAAAAAAUACGUCCUUGUCCGUCAAAUUUGUAACAUAAAUAACGAGAAGAAGACAAGAUAAUUAAAAAAAAGUACUAGUCACAAAUCUGUGGCUAAGUGGAACUAAAAAAAGUGUAUAAAGGUGUGAAAAUCGAUAAGUUAAAAUUUAUAUUACUCAUAUUUUUCUAUUUUUGAAGUAUAUCACUCACUUUGUUCAUAGAUUUAUAUAACAAUUAUUGCUAAUGAAUUUCCUAUUAUUUAAUCACUUUAUUUUAUAUUCAACACUAAUUUAAGCGACCAGUAUUAUUAAUUACAAAUCGUAAUGCAUAUCGACAUUUAAAUUUCCAUUACAAAUAAAUAAUAUACAUACAUACAUAUAUAUAUGUAUUGUAUAUAUAUACUGAUUGUAUUUAAAAAAUAACGGGUUGUACGAGAUAUGUUUCACGUGUUAAUUUAAUUAUAAGAUUUCAUAAUUCAUGUUAAACAUUUAGUACUAGAUAUUAAUUACCUUAGAAAAAUAAUCAUAUUAAUCAUCCUACGCUAUCGUAUUAUAUAAUAAAGAUAAACUACUGUGUAGAUACUCCCUGUACCUUAAAAUUUAUAUGACGUAGAACAACUCCGAUAUACUUAUAAUUAUUAAUUAUUAUUAUUAAAUUAUUUAUUUAUUUUAAAAAAAAUAUAUAUAGUUUUAGGUCAGUAGGGCCUACUAUUAUAUUAGCGUACCCUCAGUAAGACAUUUAUUUGAUAAUAUAGAAAAAAUAUGAGAUCAUGUUCAGUACAGUAGAGUCUGGUUGUAGACCGAAGGCUACUCUCUCACGUAAAUUAAUUUUUUUCUGUAAGUAAGAGUACAUAUGGAAACAUUCUGUGCAACCAGACUCUAGUGUUCAUAAUCUUAAUGUAGUUAUUUAUGUAUAACGUAAGCGGAUUAUAAAAAUGGGCCGUGCAAUACUUAACGAGUUGAAGUACGAAUAUUUUUGUUGUUGCAACAGACCAAAGAUGUUUCAAUAAUUUGUUAGAACUUAACAAUGUACUCUUUUAAAUUCCCGUAAUUAGUUAUUAAUAAUAAUAAUAAUAAUAAUAAUAAUAAUAAAAUAUUUAAUAAAUAUCUAUAAAAUAA